GAGAGGGGACACAAAACGUGAAAGCGCCUCACUCUCUUCUCUCUCUCUAUUUCAUUUUUUUUCUUUUUCAAUUUUUUUAUUUUUGAAAUUGAGUUUUGGCCUUCUGUCCCUCUCUGAAAGAGCUCUGGCCUCGGCGGGAUAUGGCGGUGGCGGUGGUGGUGUAGGUGGAGGAAAGCGAAGUGGAUAUCGACGACGGCGUUUCCGCCGUCUCUGAACUCCGACGACUUCUGAAACUACGAAAUUUCUCCUUUCAAAUACUUGACGUAGGUUGAGGCUGGGAGCGGUGGUGGGAGAAUAGGCGGAGUUUGCUUUCGAGAUCUAAGGUGUGGAUUUAAAUAUUUCUGGAAUGUGCGUAAUGGAAUGCCGCUGUUGCAGUACCAGUUUCUAGGUUUUGUUCGUGUUCUGAUGCUAUUGCUGUCCAAAAAUCCUGACUAUACAUGCCAUGACUACCAAACGGGCGUACAAGCUGCAAGAGUUUGUGGCACAUUCUUCCGCGGUCAAUUGCCUGAAGAUUGGAAGGAAGUCAUCCCGUGUUCUUGUCACAGGGGGUGAAGAUUUCAAGGUCAAUCUCUGGGCUAUUGGUAAACCCAAUGCCAUACUGAGUUUGACUGGCCAUACAAGCGGAAUAGAUUCUGUAAGCUUUGACUCAUCAGAAGUGUUGGUAGCUGCAGGGGCUGCUAGUGGCACAAUCAAGCUUUGGGAUUUGGAGGAGGCUAAAAUUGUUCGAACACUUACUGGUCAUAGAUCCAAUUGCAUUUCUGUGGAUUUUCACCCCUUCGGAGAAUUCUUUGCCUCUGGAUCAUUGGAUACAAAUCUUAAAAUAUGGGAUAUAAGGAAGAAAGGGUGUAUCCACACAUACAAAGGUCACACUCGAGGGGUCAAUGCAAUCAGAUUUACUCCAGAUGGUCGUUGGGUUGUAUCUGGUGGAGAAGACAACACGGUGAAGCUCUGGGAUCUAACUGCUGGAAAGUUGUUGCAUGAUUUCAAGUGCCACGAGGGUCAGGUUCAGUGUAUAGAUUUUCACCCUCAUGAGUUUUUGCUGGCAACAGGUUCUGCAGACAAAACUGUUAAAUUUUGGGACCUUGAAACCUUUGAGUUGAUUGGUUCAGCUGGACCAGAGACCAGUGGAGUCCGUUGUUUGACUUUUAAUCCUGAUGGGAGGACACUACUUUGUGGAUUGCAUGAAAGUUUGAAGGUUUUCUCAUGGGAACCGAUAAGAUGUCAUGAUGGUGUGGAAGUCGGUUGGUCUAGGCUGUCUGAUCUUAAUGUUCAUGAGGGAAAACUUCUUGGCUGUUCAUACAAUCAGAGCUGUGUUGGAGUGUGGGUUGUAGACAUCACGCGCACAGAGCCCUAUGCAGUUAAUAAUGUUAACAGAGUAAAUGGUCGCUCAGAACCUAAAUCCAGCAGUAAUCUACCAUUGCAAAAUGAGAACAAUGCCAAGGCUGGUUUUGGUGGAUUGUCAGUAUCACAAACUUCUGAUCCGUUAUUGAAGGAAACCAAAACAUUAGGAAGGUUGUCAGUUUCUCAAAAUUCAGAUGUUGUCAAGGAUCCAAAACCUUUGUCGUCCGCAGGAAAUGGACCAAGUACUCCCCAAAGGAUCAGUUUGAAUGCUGGCCCAAAGACUAACUUGGUCAGCUCAGUUACAGCACCUAGUGUAGUGGUACCGAAGAGAAACUCUGUAAAGGGUUCUUCAACAUUCAACAACCCAAUCUUCAAUAAAUCAGAUGUCAUACCCGUUAUUGUACCCAGGUCAAAUUCAAGGCAUGAGCAGGAUGAUUCUAGAAAGGAAUUCGAUGUUGCUGGAAGAGUAGUGCCAGUACCCAGGUCAAAUUCAAGGCAUGAGCAGGAUGAUUCUAGAAAGGAAUUCGAUGUUGCUGGAAGAGCAGUGACAGUACCCAGGUCAAGUUCAAGGCAUGAGCAGGAUGAUUCUAGAAAGGAUUUCGAUGUUGCUGGAAGAGCAGUUCCAGUACCAUUGCUAUCAAAAGCUGCUGAUAGUAGGAGGUUUCCAAAUGGUAGAGAUGAAGUUGAUAAUUCAACUAUCUCCGUUCUUUCUGAAUCCAGAGGUUUGAAAGCUGCUGAUAUGGGCACCAUUGUAGAUAGGAAUUCCUUGCAUGGUAUCGGUUCACAGAAAAUUGCGAAAGAUGAAAGGUAUAUUGGAUCUGGCAAGAAUGAAACGGAAACAAAAGAGACAACAGCAAGCUUCAAGCAUGAAGAUGAAUCUCGAGGGCAUAAAACAAGCAGAGACACAUCUUUUACCGAUACUACAAAAGGAGGGAGGAUGCGUUCACAUGUUGUUGAUUGGGACAAAAGAGAAAGAUCAUCUUCUCAUUAUAGCCGGCUAACAUAUAAUGCCUCUCCUGGAAGAGCAGCUGCACUUGACAAUCUUCCAUUAAGUAACGGGAGAAGUUAUCAUCGAUCUCCAGAGAAAGAGACGAUAGCACCUGCAACCGAUGAGGAUACCAUAGCAAACGUACUAGAACAACACAAUCAAUUUGUCAGCUCGAUGCAAUCUCGUUCAGCAAAAUUGCAAGCGGUCUAUAGAUAUUGGGAGAGGAAUGAUAUUAAAGGGGCAGUGUCUGCGAUGGAGAAAAUGGCUGAUCACGCGGUUGCUGCUGAUGUAAUUGGUAUUUUGACGGAGAAAAUUGAAGUUGUCACACUGGAUAUCUGCAGUGUCAUCUUGCCACUUCUUUCUGGUCUCCUUGAAAGUGACAUGGACAGGUUUAUAGACAUCUCCAUGGAGAUGGUUGUGAAGCUGGUGAGGACGUUCGGUUCGGUGAUCUAUUCAACAAUAUCAGCAACAUCAUCCGUUGGUGUAAAUAUUGAGGCAGAGCAGAGGUUGGAGCGAUGCAAUCUCUGCUUCAUCGAGCUUGAAAAAGUCAAGCGCUGCCUCCCCGCCCUUAUGAGAAAAAGGGGAUCGGUAGCGAAGUCCGCGCAGGAGUUGAAUCUCGCGUUGCAGGAAUUCCAAUGACAAAAAAAAAAAAGAAAAGAAAAAGGAGAGAGGAGUUUAGAGAUGAAAAUACUAAAAUAUCCUUUUCCAUCUGGGUUGGUUUGAAGAUGGAGAUGGGGUUGGUUCUGGUUCUGGUUCUUCCCUGAGUAAGCGAUUUUCGACAUCAUCCUAUUUUUCAUCUUCAUCUUCAUUUUGGUUGAUAGUAGUGAGUGAGUUUUAAGUAAAGUAGAAAGUACAGCGCGACUGACGACUGCCUAAUUCUCUGCACAUACCCAAUCAGGAAAGGCUCUACUAAUGGUAGUAGUUCGUAGGAGUUUGUUUUGGCCAACCAAUUACCCCAAGUAGUGAAGGAGGUGAUUGAGUUACCUUACCCUAAAACUUCCCAUUUCUUUCUUUCUUUCUUUGUGCUAACAACCUCUCCUCUACUACUAUCGCCAUCACCAUCUAAUCUUGUAAUUGAAUAUUCGUUGUGUCUUUGGUGUUGUUUAUAUAUUAUAUUCUCCCCCCAUGAACAUCUCUUUCUUACAUAUAUCCACUAAUCUCUUGUAAUAGCGGCAGACACGUCUCAUGUAUGUUACCAAUUCAUUAAAUUUAAAGGUUGGUUUCUGGUUUUUGGCCUU
Momordica charantia (bitter melon) is the source of this 3567-nucleotide messenger RNA. RefSeq names its product katanin p80 WD40 repeat-containing subunit B1 homolog KTN80.4. Lineage: Eukaryota; Viridiplantae; Streptophyta; Magnoliopsida; Cucurbitales; Cucurbitaceae. The record is from RefSeq and is a predicted model, not a curated record. Gene Ontology annotation, biological process: microtubule depolymerization; microtubule severing. Gene Ontology annotation, cellular component: katanin complex. Gene Ontology annotation, molecular function: microtubule binding.